Messenger RNA from Lathyrus sativus (Indian pea), 786 nucleotides. NCBI's taxonomy places the organism in Eukaryota, Viridiplantae, Streptophyta, Magnoliopsida, Fabales, Fabaceae. The record is from the annotation of a GenBank genome assembly.
AUGGCCGUAGGGAAGAACAAGCGGAUUUCAAAGGGAAAGAAGGGUGGCAAGAAGAAGGCCGCCGAUCCCUUUGCAAAGAAGGACUGGUAUGAUAUCAAAGCCCCUUCUGUCUUCCAGGUCAAGAAUGUCGGCAAAACACUUGUCUCCCGUACUCAGGGUACCAAGAUUGCUUCUGAUGGACUCAAACAUCGUGUGUUUGAGGUAUCAUUGGCUGAUCUUCAAGGAGAUGAGGACAAUGCUUUCAGGAAGAUUAGGCUGAGGGCUGAAGAUGUUCAAGGGAAAAACCUCUUGACCAAUUUCUGGGGUAUGGAUUUCACAACUGACAAGCUUAGGUCUUUGGUUCGCAAAUGGCAAACUCUUAUUGAAGCCCAUGUCGAUGUGAAAACCACUGAUAAUUACACUCUUAGGAUGUUUUGCAUUGGGUUCACAAAGAGAAGAGCAAACCAAGUUAAGAGGACUUGUUAUGCCCAAUCAAGCCAGAUCAGACAGAUCCGUAGGAAGAUGAGGGAGCAAAUGAUCAACCAGGCAUCUUCCUGUGACCUGAAAGAGCUUGUCCGCAAAUUUAUCCCUGAGAUGAUUGGAAAAGAAAUUGAGAAGGCUACCUGUGGCAUCUACCCUCUUCAGAAUGUUUUCAUUCGUAAAGUCAAGAUCCUGAAAGCUCCUAAGUUUGACCUUGGGAAACUAAUGGAGGUUCACGGUGAUUACUCGGAAGAUGUUGGUACCAAGGUUGAAAGACCUGCUGAUGAGACAGCAGUUGAGGGAACCCCUGAAAUUGUUGGUGCUUGA